This is a messenger RNA of Acomys russatus (golden spiny mouse), 2660 nucleotides long. RefSeq names its product G protein-coupled receptor associated sorting protein family member 3 (gene Gprasp3). The record is from RefSeq and is a predicted model, not a curated record. The transcript is spliced from 5 exons. Bases 608 to 2233 code for a protein of 541 amino acids. NCBI's taxonomy places the organism in Eukaryota, Metazoa, Chordata, Mammalia, Rodentia, Muridae.
CAAAAGAUCAGAGUGUGAAGAUACAAUACUGUGACAAUCUGUUGUUGAGACUGAGGCUUUGGUGGCAACACAGUUCUGCAACUAGACAGUGGUGGUGGUUGCAACAACCUUGAGAAUUUACUUAUGUCACUGAAUUGUACACUGUAAAUUGAUUAAAAUGGUCGACUCUUCUUUAGUGGAAGAGUAGCAACUCUCAAGGAUCCUGCUUUGUGGUGAGGCUGACAUUGAUAGCACACGAGCGCUGCCUUUGAAGUCAGUUGGACAGCUGUUCAACAGUGACAGUGAGGAAGGACUACAUAGUCACAUCACUUCAGCGCAGGUCUUUCUCCAGCGGUGACCUUGGGUUGGCAGAAGACUGCUUUCAACGAGUCUGCCUUCGGAAAGCAUCAUCUUCCCCCUAACCUGAGUGUGUCUUUACUUGGUCCUUGUCAUCAAUAGAGACUGUAUGUCAAAAAAGGGAGUUUUGUAACGACUAAACUGACAGCUGUCUUUGACUCUUUCUGCCAAGUUUCUCUCUGACCAAGUUAAAAAGUAUAAAGAUACCAGCCUGGAACAAAGAGAGAACUAAGGAUAGGACUGGACAGGUGUGUAUAACUGCACAUCAACCAUGACAGGUUCAAAGAAUAGGGCUAGAGCGCAGGCUAAACUCGAGAGGAAGGCAAAUGCACAUGCCAGAGCUGUGGCAGAGAGGGAGGCUGCUACUGCAGGCAGAGGUGCCGGCAAAAACCGGGACAAAGGAAAAGGUAAGGCAGGAGCUAAAACAGAUGCAGUGGCAGAGAUGAAAGCUGGCUCUAAGAACAAGGUGGCUGCUGAGCUGAAAGAAGGAACAAGGUCAGAAUCUAAGGCUCUAGGAAAAGCCGCAUCAGAUUUCAGCCAUAAGGCUGAGAGUAAGGCUGCCAGAUCCACGCGUAAGGAGAAGCCUGGUAGUGAUACGUGGUUCUGGGCUGGGGAAGAUUCUGGUCUUAAUUCCUGGUUCUGGAAGGGAGAAGAGGUUAGUCAUAAUGCUGUUGCUAAGAGUGAAAGUAAAGCUAAUACUGGUACCCAGGGCCGUACCGAGGAGUCAGAGCCUACACUUAGAAGCAGCCACAAGUCCAGGUCAGGGGCUGAGGAGGAGGAGGAAGAGAAUGUUAUUGGGAACUGGUUUUGGGAAGGAGAUGACACUGGUUUUGAUUCUGAUCCUAAACCGGUGUUCAGAAUCAUUAAGCCUCAGCCAGUAGAUGAAAUUAACGAGAAAAAUAGGCCAAAGGACUGGUCUGAGGUAACUAUCUGGCCAAAAGCUCCUGCCGUAAUUCCAGCAGUGUUAGGUUAUAGAUCCCAGGACUCAUCUGAGGCAAGGCCCUCUUCAUUUAUUGUUCUGGCCUCAAAUGAAGAAGAAGAAACUUCAUCAGCCUGCACUAAGAAUACUCGAUCAAGCCUCCAGCCUAUCCCUGAGUACCCAUUUGGUUCUGAUCCUUGCAUCCAGACCUUAGAUGAAAUUAGACAACAAAUCAGGAUCAGAGAAGAGAAUGGCAUCAAGCCAUUUGCUUGCCCUUGCAAAAUGGAGUGCUAUUUGGAUUCUCCAGAAUUUGAAAAGCUUGUUAACAUACUUAAGUCAACUACUGAUCCUCUCAUUCAUAAAAUAGCACAGAUAGCAAUGGGUAUACAUAAAGUCCAUCCAUUUGCCCAGGAGUUCAUUAAUGAAGUGGGUGUGGUGACACUUAUUGAAAGCUUGCUCAGUUUUUCUUCCCCUGAAGGUAUAAAAAAGACCGUUAUUACUCUGAAUUCUUCUGGGGAUGAUCGACAACACAAGGUUGAAUUUCAUGUUAAGCAUAUGUGUAAAGAAACCGUGUCUUUCCCCUUGAACUCACCUGGCCAGCAAUCUGGAUUGAAGAUAAUAGCGCAGCUAACCACUGAGUCUGUCCAUCACUACAUUGUUGUUAGUUACUUUUCAGAGCUUUUCCAUUUGCUGUCUCAGGGGAAUCGUAAGACUAGAAACCUUGUUUUGAAAGUAUUUCUGAAUAUGUCUGAAAAUCCAAAGGCAGCCAGAGAUAUGAUUAAUAUGAAGGCAUUAGCAGCCUUAAAACUCAUCUUUAACCAAAAAGAGGCGAAAGCUAAUCUUGUUAGUGCUGUGGCCAUCUUUAUUAACAUAAAGGAGCACAUCAGAAAGGGCUCAAUUGUCGUAGUUGAUCACUUGAGUUACAACACUCUUACUGCCAUAUUCCGUGAAGUUAAAGGGAUUAUUGAAAGAAUGUAAAAUGACCCGGAAAUGAAAGAGAAUGGUGAACUGUCCAAAUUCUGAUUGGCUGUAUAUUUCCAAAGAGUUUUGCAUAAUAUUUUGGUAAUUACUGCUCACACAUUUUGUCUUAACAUCUUUUACAAAUUAUUACCUGUGGCAGGUUCUAGCUUAAAACUAGAACAUUUGUGAUAUAUCAAAUGAAUGUUAAAUCUUGAGAUAAACAAGUUUGUUGAUUUCUGUCUUAUUUAGAUUAGCAGAUUCUUCACAUUUAAGGAAAUUGUGACCCAGCUGAGCCAUCAGUACAGUGUCUUGAUGAUUAGUGUCUGCUUAGAUCUAUUUGUGGCUUCAGAUAGCAAAAAAGAAACUACUGGCCUUGUAAUCUACUUGCAGAAAUAAGGUGUAUACAAAUAAAGAUAACCGAUGGUACUUUGUGUGUUUGUGUAUG